AUACCGACUAGACGGAUCUUAAUUUAUUCAAAAACUAUGUAGAUUUUAACUCAUCAAUUAGUAAUACAUUUUAAAACUUUUAUUUCAUUAACCGACGAAUAAUUAUUUUGUCUAUACAACUUUUUCCAUGGUUAACUAAUUUUACUAUACAGUAUAAAGUAGGAGAUACAUGUCAAGAGAUCUUUAUUGUAAUUAACAACUUCAAAAAACUAGACAUCAGUCGUGUUUUGUUUGUCUUGAAAUUUAACUAAGAUUUACUAUAAUAUAAUUUCCAUCCAUGACAUUAAAAAUGAAUAAAUAACACUUUCAAUUAGCAAGAUAAAAAUUUUCAAUUACUUUCAGGUAAUAAUACAAAAACAACAAAAGUAUUAUAAUUAUGGCGUUUGGCGUAGUGGAUUUCAUAGUUUUUAGUUUAAUAAUCAUUAUAUCUUCUGCCAUUGGCAUUUACUAUCGAUUUACAGGCGGCAAACAAAAAACUACUCAAGAAUAUAUGAUGGGAAACCAAAAUCAAGGUAUCAUACCCGUAGCAUUUUCUUUACUCACCGUUUAUACAUCAUCUUCUUCUCUAUUCGGAGGAAGUGCAGAAAUUUAUAGUCAUGGAACUCAAUUCGUUAUACUCUAUAUAGGAUACAUCAUUGGGACACCAAUAAUAACAUACGUUUUUCUGCCUGUAUUUUUCAAACUAGGGAAACUCUCUGUAUACGAAUAUUUAGAGAAACGGUUUGGAAGACUAACUAGAACUACUGUUUCCAUAGCAUUUAGUAUAAAAACAGUUUUAUAUAUGGCUAUAAUGCUGUAUGCUCCAGCUCUCACAUUUGAAACUAUAAUUGGGGUUUCUCUUGAGUUUUCUAUUGUUUUGGUCGGUGUAGUUUGUAUAGUUUAUUCGGCAAUUGGUGGUAUCAAGGCAAUUAUAGUAACAAGCAUGUUUCAAGUGAUCAUUAUUUUAGGCUCAAUAUUCGCAGUAAUUGGAGUUGCUAUGUAUGAAACAGGUGGCUUAUCAGAAAUUUGGAGUAUUGCUAAACAUGAUGGCCGUAUUGAACUAAAUAAUUUUAACAUAGAUCCAACAGAAAGACAUACAUGGUUAAAUUUGACAUUAGGAGGAAUUUUAAUUUAUUCUAUGAAUGGUAUUACCCAAGUUCAAGUUCAAAAAUAUCUAACCAUGAAAGACAAAACAUCAGCAAUCAAAUGCGUUUGGCUUAGUUUACCAAUUUUAUUAAUAAUAUCAUAUUCAAAAUGCUUCACUGGCUUGGCUAUCUAUUCAAAAUAUCAUAACUGUGAUCCAGUCAAGUCUGGACGUAUUACAAAAGAUGAUCAAUUACUAUCAUUGUAUGUGAUGGAUACAAUGGGAAACAUUCCAGGAAUGACGGGCUUAUUUGUUGCUGGUGUACUAUCGUCAGGAUUGAGUUCUGUAUCGCCAGUUAUUAAUUCAAUGGCUGCUAUCUCAUUAGAAGAUUACAUAAAUCCAUUUAUUAAGGAUGAGUUAACUGACAAGCAAAAAGUAUUUUACUUAAAAUUAUUGGUUGUCUCUUAUGGUAUUUUAUUUAUUUUACUGAGUUUUUUCAUAAAAUAUUUCGGAUCUCUUUUACAAAUGUCUUUAACAUUAACGGGUGUGUUUGGAGGUCCAGUUGUAGCUAUUUUUACGCUUGGAAUGUUAAUACCAUACGCAAAUGAAAAGGGUUCAUUAACUGGUCUCACUUUGGGCCUCAUAUUUUCUUCUAUUCUUUGCUUUGGUGGACCGAAACCGGCUAUCAAAUCCUUACAUAGAAGUAUAAGUGGAUGUACAGUAUUGAAUGAAACUGCCAUUACACUGUUAAAUUCAACUUUAUCUAAUAAUAAAUCAGAUGCCAGUUAUUUUUAUAUAUAUCGUAUAAGUUACAUGUACUAUGUCGUCUUGGGAUUUGCUGUGACUUUCAUAGUAGGAUUAAUAGUAAGCGCAAUGUUUUAUGAUUCGAACCGAGUUGUUGAUCCAGAACUAUUCACGCCAUUUAUAGCAAGUAGAUUAAAAAAAACAAGGAAUUUUAAUAAACGAUAUUCUACUAGUAUGGAGUUAAAACAGCAAAAUGAAACUUUACUUCCUAAGAUUUAAUUUUUUAAGUUAAUUGUCAAGACUAACUUCAGUUUUUAGCUAAAAAUUUCAUUAAAUUUUUAACUUUUUCUUCCAUAACUGAAUUAUUUUUUGUACAAAAACCAACUAUACUUAUUAAUACACAUUCUAAAAUAUCAACCAAAACAGCACUUAUUUAUUUAAAACCAUUUAAUUAUUUUUAUCACUAAGCUUCACCUCAGGCCCGGUGCUUUACGGACCUCAGGCAUAUUAGGUCCUUCCAAACGUCUUUACGGAUAGAAUCUAGUAGAAGUACCCGGCUAUGGGGGGCAUGAUAAGUGUUUUGCACAAAAUAUAUUACCUCAAAAUCAUUGUAACAAAAAUAUAGUAAAAAAUUUAAUUAAUAAAAUAAAGGUGCAUGAAACCCGUAGAGCUCGGCGUCUAGAGGAAAGCGCAGUUUUAAAUAGUAAAAUAAUAUUCAGAGUUCAUACAUUUUUUUUAGGCAUCCUUUAAUUUUCACUUAUUUAUGUAAAAAGUUAUUUUUAUAUACAUUACGAAAUUCAUUGUUUACAAUAUUAUAUUAAAUUAUAUUAUUAUACGUUCAUGCCAAAUAAUUAUAUUUAAAAUCAUUUAAGUAAUUUAUGUUUAUAAUGAAAAUCCAAUAAAAUGAGUUAAUUGCACUAUAUUAUUGUAA
Molecule: messenger RNA, 2738 nt
Organism: Daktulosphaira vitifoliae (grape phylloxera)
Lineage: Eukaryota; Metazoa; Arthropoda; Insecta; Hemiptera; Phylloxeridae
Product: putative sodium-dependent multivitamin transporter
Exons: 11
Coding region: 377-2086 (569 amino acids)
Biological process (GO): sodium ion transport; transmembrane transport
Cellular component (GO): membrane
Molecular function (GO): symporter activity
Source: RefSeq, a predicted model, not a curated record